AUGGGGGAGCCUGGUAGAGAGGAGUAUAAAAUCCAGUGUUUUGAUGCAGAGACCCAGCAGCUGCUGAAGACAGCACUCAAAGAUCCAGGUGCCGUGGACUUGGAGAAAGUGGCCAAUGUGAUUGUGGACCAUUCUCUGCAGGACCGUGUGUUCAGCAAGGAAGCAGGACGCAUGUGCUAUGCGAUUAUUCAGGCGGAGAGCAAGCAGGCCGGUCAGAGUGUCUUCCGGCGUGGACUCCUCAACCGGCUGCAGCAGGAGUACCAGGCUCGGGAGGAGCUGCGAGCCCGCUCCCCACAGGGCUGGGUCUGCUAUGUCACCUUUAUCUGCAACAUCUUUGACUACUUGAGGGUGAACAACAUGCCCAUGAUGGCCCUGGUGAACCCCGUCUAUGACUGCCUCUUCCGGCUGGCCCAGCCUGACGGUCUGAGCGAGGAGGAGGAGGUGGACUGCCUGGUGCUGCAGCUGCACCGAGUUGGGGAGCAGCUGGAGAAGAUGAACAGGCAGCGAAUGGAUGAGCUCUUUGUCCUGAUCCGGGAUGGCUUCCUGCUCCCAACUGGCCUCAGCUCCCUCGCCCAGCUGCUGCUGCUGGAGAUCAUCGAGUUCCGGGCAGCUGGCUGGAAGACGACCCCAGCUGCCCACAAGUAUUACUACAGCGAGGUCUCUGACUAGGCCUUCAGAUCAGGCUUCCUUUCAAGCAGCACUGGCCUACCCACCUCCCAACCUGGCAGCCCAGCCUUUGCCUCUCCCAAAGAUGUUUUCCCUUCCAGACUUGAAACAGCUCCUGAGAGGUUUCCUACUUACCUGGUGGUCCUGCCCUGAGCACCCUUCCUCCUCCAGGGAUUGGGGAAUAUACCACACAGACCUGCCCCCCCUAGACUCUCCCAUCACCUCCCACCUGGGCCAGGCAGAGAAGCACAACUAACAACCACUGCACUGUGUAACCACUGGUAUAACACCAUCUUGGUGCCUCAGUUUCCCAUCUGUAAAAUGGGUACCCAUAGCCACUGGUGAAAUGCUUUGGAAUGUAAGAGGGAGAGGUGCAGAGCACAAGUCACACCAGAAACUGUUUUAUACACUUUGUGUAAGGACCACUUUGGAAAAAGGCAUAUUUCCUCCAGUUGGGUUUAAUGAGUGGCAGUACUGCAUCACAUGCUCCAGUUCAGGGUGACAAUUUUCUAAUAAACCUUUCUGAUACUAAAA
Molecule: messenger RNA, 1200 nt
Organism: Miniopterus natalensis
Lineage: Eukaryota; Metazoa; Chordata; Mammalia; Chiroptera; Miniopteridae
Source: RefSeq, a predicted model, not a curated record